UUAACGAGUGCGUUGUCAGAAAUGUCUAGCCAAGUCUCCAGAAUAAAUAAGCAUUUUGUUCUCCCUCCUAUCAUUUGUGACAGCGAUAGGAAAUUUUUGGAAAGCAUGCAGAGAUACAUAAUUACUGAAAUGGACAAAGUGGGCUGUACCGAAGAAGGACCUGCCGAGGAGUAUUUCAUCAUAUACAAAACCGUGUUUGACAAGAUAAUAGAGUACGUAAGUGCCUACAAAAACAUCCUCACUUCCGUCAAAAAAGAAUACGACGCCGUCAUUGAUACACUGAAACAAAACCAAAGAACUGCAUUUUGUCUUCACGGGAAGCUGAAGGCUUUCGCAGCGGAGCCCACGACGUUGAUCUAUCACAGGAAAAGAGCGGUCCAACUUGCAAUGAAAAUUCGGAUUAUUGAAAAAAAUUCCAUGAAAAUCCAGCAUGAGAUAAUAAAAAAAGAGUUAAGGAGGAAGAACACAAUAAGGGAAAUAAAAAGUUCAAAAAAGGAUAUUAACCCCUCACAGCCCAUUCCAGGCCUGUCUUGGCAAGAAUCCUUCAAUUUAGACUCCCUCACCGAGUACCUCCGUCGGCUUGAAAAGAAAUACGCAGACUUGGAAUUCAGCAUAACACGUUAUAUCCCGGCUCAGCGAAAAGCCAGCCUCGAUGAGGAAGUCAUCCGGGCCCUCAGUCGGCGGGAUGCAGCCGAGGCCCUCAACGUUCGCUUGAAAUUUCGUUACAAAAGGAUGCUGGCGACUGAAAAAGCCCUUAGGGAUUGGGAUCCUGCUGGGGGCAUCUCUCUUCUGGACUACAUAACCCAAGCUCUGGAAGAUGAGAGCUAUUUCCAAGAUGACCAAGAGGAUGACGAUGCUGCCCACUUAAUUGAGGAUGAUCCGAGCAAGGCUAGAGAAGCUGAAGAUUUGCUUGACUACAUUGAAAGGUUCCAUGAGCUGUUUUCGCAGGGUCAGUAUGAAGUUGCUGCACUCUUUGCGAUAAAUUCUCCGAGAGGAAUCCUUCGAAACAUAGAGAUUAUGAACAUAUUUAAAGGUGUUGGCAAACCGAAAGGGGAGGUUCUCCCGUUACUGCUAUUUUUCGAGGCACUCUUUAGCACGAGCCGCGCGGUCAAACGCCCUGUCGAUGCCGUCUUGACGCUAGAAGGAAUUAAAUGUGCGCUCUCUGAGAAACGGUUAGACCUCGUUAUACACUGGGUUACUCAGCAAAGGCUGACGUUUUCUGAAGAAACCGGAGACGUGAUUUACAAUUACGAAGCGCACAAUCUCUACAACAGGGCCAAGUGUCUGGCUCUAGCUCAGAUCGUCUACAGUGAAUGCGCGGUGCCCAGGAAAGCCGCCCUUUGCAUGUGCAAACAGGGCCAAAUCUAUGGAGCCGUGAAAUAUAUACAGCAAGUCCAGAAUUUCUCUUUAGAUGACUUCAUAUUCCUAAUCAAGAACUGCCCGAGCAUCGAAUUAGUUAAAUGCCUGACUCAAGGGAGGAAUGGGAAACAAGGAGCACUGUCUUUCGGCCUUGUUAUUCUCAUCCUUCUCUCUAGUGAGCUGAAAAAAUUGGGAUUUCAGGUUCUCCUAGAAGUAUCUGCGGGUGGAAAAAGUUCCCUGGAGGAGAUUAUGUUAAGGGAUACCGUCUGCAUGGUAGAAGGGUGGAAGGAAAUCGCAGACGCCUGUUUAGCCAACGGCCACCCAAAACUGUCUCAGGAAAUCCUGUCCGUCCUCGUAGCUCAAGAGGGAGUGAUUGAAAUUUUGCCGGAUGACGAUGCCACAAAUUUAAUGGAGCACGUUCUUUGGUAAUUCCACGUCCCGAGCAGUUCAGGGAGCCUUGCCAGCAUUUUCCGGCCAAAGCUUACCCCCUCAAUAACAAAAAUAAAAUUGUCACCCGACUGUGAUAAUACAUUUAUGGGAAUAGCCGAAAGAAUAUCUACCAGCAUCCCUGCUUUUCUUUCCCCGCGUCUGUCUCUUUUGGGUA
Tachyglossus aculeatus (Australian echidna) is the source of this 1963-nucleotide messenger RNA. It is a transcript of the gene CLHC1, whose product is annotated as clathrin heavy chain linker domain containing 1. The record is from RefSeq and is a predicted model, not a curated record. The annotation marks the transcript as partial. The transcript is spliced from 11 exons. Lineage: Eukaryota; Metazoa; Chordata; Mammalia; Monotremata; Tachyglossidae.